Molecule: messenger RNA, 924 nt
Organism: Diversispora eburnea
Lineage: Eukaryota; Fungi; Glomeromycota; Glomeromycetes; Diversisporales; Diversisporaceae
Source: the annotation of a GenBank genome assembly
AUGGGCAAUAGUCAAUCUUUUCGUCAUAAACGUCAUAAACGCAAAUUAUCUAUUUCCCCCUUCUCCUCUUGCUUUUAUUCUACUGUAAAAGAAAAGGAAAGCAGUAUUUGUCGAGAUCCUUUUUUGGAAGGAUUGGUCAAUUUACUCAAUGACAAUUAUAUUUAUCGAAUAAUUGGCAGUGCGACAGAAAAAUCUCAAUUGUUAAAUGAGUUAUCUUUUCUAUCAUGGAAAUCCUAUUUUUCUUCACCAAUAAACACAAAUUUAAAAUUAGGUGGAAUUGAAGUUCUCGAAUAUGGUUGCGGUUCUGCAGAUUGGAUAAUGACAAUGGCUACUCUUUAUCCCGAAUCAAAAUUCACAGGAGUAGAUUCCUCACAAAUAUUUCCAACAAAUUGUAUGCCUUCAAAUGUAUCUUUUGUACACAUAGAUACUUGUAAAGAAUUACCAUUUGAAAAUGAUCAAUUUGAUUAUAUUUAUGUCAUGGAUUUUUUUGCAUUUAUUCCAGAAAAAAACAUUGAACAAUUAAACUUUCCUGAAUUAGUUAGAAUUUUAAAACCUGGUGGUUGGUUGGAAAUAUGCGAUUGCGAUGGAAGAGCAUUUAAGAAUAUGGUAUCUAUUACUCUAAGAAAUUGGGGAAUCCGACCUUUAUCAGCGAUAGAAAUUUUAUUAAAUUGUUACGAAAAACAUUUUGAUGAUUUUCAUAGUGAAAGUAAAGUCUUGAAAACGAAAGAAGAAUUGGUCUAUUCAACUUUCCAUCAUAUUAUUUCUCAUAUUAAACGGCCAUUAUUGGAAUUUACUAGCAUAAAUUCAGAAAAAUUUGAUGAAACUUUGGCAAAUAUAAAAAAAGAAUUUCGUGAAUGCGACAGUUCAAUUGAAUUAUGUAGAUUAUAUGCUCAAAAGAGUUUGAAUUUUAUGCAUGAAAUUUAA